Molecule: messenger RNA, 1442 nt
Organism: Anarrhichthys ocellatus (wolf-eel)
Lineage: Eukaryota; Metazoa; Chordata; Actinopteri; Perciformes; Anarhichadidae
Product: cerebellin-1
Exons: 4
Coding region: 504-1127 (207 amino acids)
Biological process (GO): maintenance of synapse structure
Cellular component (GO): synaptic cleft; glutamatergic synapse
Molecular function (GO): protein binding
Source: RefSeq, a predicted model, not a curated record
UGGGACAAAUCGAAAAGAGAGGGAGAAGAAAAGAUAAAGCCAAACAGGGAACGAGACUCUUGGGAUGGUCGAACUUCACUGGAGAAAGCUGGUUUCUGUAUGUCGCUGCAGAGUCAACGUUUAAAGAGAGAGGCCUGAAGCCUUGAAAGCUUCCAAAACCAGUUUGUUUAGCUGACGGCCAUUUUCGCUGUGCUGUGAGAAGCUGGAUAACCUACACCUUUACUUAUAAGGACUUUCUGUCUGCUGUUAUGGGAAGCAGCCACCCUGGUGCCAACUAAGUCAGAUAGACUUGAUCUCCGACCACUGUUGGCAGAACUGUUUGCUGAGGAUUACCUGAAUCAUUAAAUAUCCCAUGAGAUGUGAGAAGUUGAAGUGUUCUUUUCCAGGUGAACUUAUGAUGCUAAAGUGAGGUGUUCUUCAAGAAGACACACUCUCGCUGAUUUGUGGUGGCCAUAUUGUCACUACGCGCCCAAAACACCUAAAGCUCGCCGUCAUUUGGAACAAUGCCCUGUCCAUCUCGUCCCUCUCCGCCCUACCUUGCUCCUCGCUCAGUCUUUUUUGCUGGACUGCUGCUUCUGUUCCAGUGGGGGCCCUCAGAGGUCAGUUGCCAGAAUGACACAGAGCCAAUCGUGUUGGAGGGAAAGUGUCUGGUGGUGUGUGACUCCACCCCCUCUGCGGAGCCAUCGGGUAACGCUCUGGGCAUGUCGGUGAGGUCCGGAACCGGUCGGGUGGCGUUUUCAGCCAUCCGAAACACCAACCACGAACCCUCGGAGAUGAGCAACCGCACCAUGACCAUCUACUUUGACCAGAUCCUAGUAAAUGUUGGCAGCCAUUUUGAUCCAGCGAGGAGUAUCUUUGUGGCCCCUAGAAAAGGGGUCUACAGUUUCAGCUUUCAUGUUGUCAAAGUUUAUAACCGCCAGACAAUACAAGUGAGUUUGGUUCUCAACGGCUGGCCGGUGAUUUCAGCCUUCGCAGGUGACCAGGACGUUACCAGAGAAGCUGCCACCAACGCCGGGCUGGUGAUGAUGGAGAGAGGGGACAAGGCUUCCCUCAAACUGGAGAGGGGGAACCUGAUGGGGGGGUGGAAGUACUCCACUUUCUCUGGGUUUCUGGUGUUCCCCUUGUAGAUUAGGUUGAGGUAGGAUUGUGUUCUUGUCAUAGUCGAGGGUGUGCAAAUAAAGAUUUCACAGAAAGGAGGAAGCAUUAAUCGAUACCCGUUGAAUUCCAUCAAACUGCUUUGAUGCUUUAGAAUGAGUGAGAUCCCUCAACACCAAAUUAUCCUGAAUGUAAUUCCCAUUUCCACUUUUUAUGUCUCGCCGUUGUCUGACUGUUGUAAUGUGUCAUCUAUGCUUGCUUAGUCAGCCUGUCAGAGGUUUGGGAUUUUCUUUUAAUGCAUGAAAUACAAGGUAGCAGAUCUAUCUAAUAAAGAAACGUAUUGUGUC